CUCAUUGGGGGAGACGUUGGGGCACAGAUUGUCACAGAUCAAACAAUGGCUGGAAUAUUUAGAGACUGUGGUAAGUUGAAUAAUAAUAAUAACCUUUAUUUAUCCAUCUUUUAAAAAUAUUCACAAUGGAUUUACAAUACUAUAAAAUGCUAUCAAGUGAUUAUUCUAAUAAAAAAGUAGGUAAGUAAGUCAGUAAGUAAACAUAACAGGUCAUUAAAGAAGUCUUGCAGCUCUUGGUAUAAAUGAAUUUGCAUGUCUUUGCAUCCCUGACUGUGGUAUUGCUACUGAGUGAACCUGGUUUGGAUCUUAAGUUAUAGCCGUGGCUGGUAUUUGGCUUAGUGAGAAAAAUUUGAUUUGGGUGGUUAAUAUAAUUUACAACUCUUUCUAAUUCACGCUUUGUUGCUAUGUUGCACCUGUCCUCUAGUAUUGGAAGGGAUGUUCUUGGUAUCCUGAUGAUAUCUACACACCUGUUUUGUAAAGACUGCAACUCUUCUGCAAUGUACUUUUGCAAACCGCCCCACAGUGGGUGGCAUAUUCGAGAAGUGGGCGUAUUUUGGUACAAUAAUAUAUCCUGAUGCUGAUCUCUGUAGGUAGGUUUGCUUCCAUACAUUCCCUUAAAAAAUACAAUCUCUUGCUGGCUUUCUUUACAGUUUGAGUUCAACAUGGUAAUUCCAACAUAGGUUGACAGUUUAAACAAGAACCCCUUUAACCCACUCCUUGACAAGCGUUUUUAAAGAAGAUUUUAUAGUAUGUUUAUAUGUUUGACCAAUACAAGGGUGAGGAUUCUGUGAUUUUAAGAGCUGUGCAGCUGCAAGCUGUAACCUAAUUAAGAAUAAAUGAAAUGACAAUAAUAAUAGUGAUAUUAGAUUGUUACAAAGAAUAAUAAUAUCAAAAGUAGGUUGAGUUUGUCAGGGUGAACGUAGUCUCCAUUUUGGUGACGUCCGCCAGUGUGACAACACAAUUUGUGCUUUGAACUAAAAAUCCAAAAAAAGUUUUCAGUCAUUAAUUGUAGUCCAUCGAGCAAGUUUAGUUAACAAAUAACAAAAAUCAUAAGAUAUACGGAAAUUUAGCACACAUGCAAGAUUUGAGGGGUAGUUUGGUCCCAUCGUGGCAAUGCGGUUUUGAAUGUUCAAAACUAUGUGCCUAAAAUUUAAAUUAUCGUGACACAUCUAUUUUAGGUGUUUUGUCUGCAAGCUUUCUUUCAGUUUAUUGAUAUUUUUUGACCUUCACCUUCACAAUUCUGCAGUUAUCUCUUGUGGUAAAAUUGUAGAGCUGAGUCUGAUGUGUUUUUUUUCUUUUCAUUUUGCUAGAUUUUUUUGUUGUGUCCAAAGAUAGACAUUGAUUGAAAUUAUGCAUUAUGAAAAAUUAGCAACAUUGAGUUGUUGGAAUAUGUUUUUUUUAUUAGAAAGGGGAAAUUACAGAGAAUUUACUAGAAAGAGUGACCGAAGAAGGCUACAUCAUUGACUUAAAGCAGACCAGGUGAUGAAAACUAUUAUUACAGUGCUGCCAUUCUUUAAAUAGGGUUCAAAGCCGGUCUGGUGAAAAUCUCAUUUUGCUUAUAAUGUUAUUAAUAUUAUGAGUCCCAUCAUUAUGAUGUAAGUGAUUGCCAUAUGUGUGUUCAGUUUAUUUCUUUCCUGAUUGUCUAAAAUGAAAAUUGGGAGUUAAAUUAAAAUGACAAGCUUUACUAAAUAAAUGCUUGUUAUUUAAUUUUACAAAUUAUUUUACAAAUUAUUUUCCAUAUUUCCAAAUGGUCCAGCAGAUACAAAUUUAAUUAUGAAAUUCAUCACUAAGACUUCAGAUACACUGUAUGUUGUGUGACUCCCAUUUCUUUUUUUUCUUUAUAAAUCAACAGGAUAAGGAAAAUGACCUUUGCAAUUCCAACUAAACCCCACUGAACAGACUUGCAACACGGUUGGGUUCAGGCAGUUUAUUGUAGCAUAUAAUACUUAUUUACAUAAAAUGGUAAUACUAACUAAAUAUAACCUGGUUGAAAACCUAGGCCCAUAAAUCAACUUUCAAGACACAAAUCAAGGAAAUCAUAACUGCCUGUGGAGUGGGUGGGUGGGAAAGCAAAUUGUAAUACAGCCGAAAAAGACUCGUUGUCUCACUAUUGGCUUGUAAAGCUAAAUGCUAAUCAUACAUUCCUGGGCGUGGCUAAAUAACUCUCUUAUCUUAGCGGCUGUCAUGCGGUCAUACGCGCCCUUCCGGCCGCAGGGAUGCUCAUGAUUUGCCUUUCUCCCACGCUGGUUGUCCAUUCACGGGUCUAGAUUUAUAUUAAUAGGGAUUAAUAUCCACUGUACAAGUAAUUUUGAUAUUAAAGGAGUUAUGGAUCAGGUGCUUAAUGCAUGGCUGAAUGCUUUGGGGAUCCUCAUGAAGAAUAAAUACAUAAUGUAUGUGAAUUUGAUAAUUAGAAUAAUUAAUGCAUUGGCUGAUGUGCUUCGUUAUGAAAUUAGAAUUAAUCACCACAAUCACAGCUGAUUGGAUUAAUUACAAUAAAUAUUGAUAUAUGUAUUUUGAUUCUUACAUGUACAGCUCUUUGUUUAAUCUAAGAGUUGUUACUUUUUUUCUUAAUCUCCUUCUCCCUAUGCAACACUUGCCUAUUCUCAUCAUUCUUUCCUUUUCAUAAUUUGUCUACACAUUCCUUAAUUCUUUUCUCUUAAAGGCUGAAUUUGUGGCUUACACUAUGAUGACCGUUUGUUAACUAAUUGACUAGUAUGUAUGUCUGUGGGUGCUGUAAGUUUGAUUUGAUUUUUUGUUUCAGGUUUAGAGAACAAGACUGUGUUAUCAUAACACUUUCAAGUGUUACACAUGUAGCAAUAGUUCAGAGUCAGAUUAAAAGGUAAUUACGCAUAAUCCGUUUUCCAAUCCAUGUUACUGAGCCUGAAACUUUCUUUUCUUCAUUUGUUAUUUAUCAUUGUAAGAGUGGAUUACUUUGUUGAAAAUGAGUAAUAAAUCCAACUCCUUCGAAAGUGAUCUACUGAAUUUCCAAAAAGGACCCGUUCCGUACAAAAGCUGAUUCAUCAUUUUGUUUACUAUAAUAACAUCUAACCUAUUAAGCGUAAAAGUGAUUUAUCUCUAAUCCAAUAAAAAAGUGGUUAAUAUGACAGCUCCUAGUAACGUAAUGACAAAAUACUAAAAACAAAACAAAAAAAAUGUCACACUAUAAUUUUCAGAAAAUAUUGACAUACUUGAUUUUUUUAAUAACUGCAAAUUGUGUCUCUGAGGACAUUAUUAUUGUUAUUAUUAUGACUCAAAUAUAUUGUUAUUGUGUGUGUAACUUAUUUCAAUCAGAAUUUUUCCUAAUUGUGUUGAAGAUACGCCUAGAAUGCCUGACACACGCCUCCCCAAAAGAGGGAAAUGGCAACAGGGUGGACAAAAGAGGCAAAGCACUAUAAGACUGUCUCAAAGCAUUGCUGUAAAUCUUUGAUAUAGAUGUUGAAACCUGGGACACCUUGGCUCUAGACCAACCUGCCUGGCAUAGCAAAGUCAACAAAGGCACUGUCCUUUUUUAGCUAAACAGGAUAACAGGGGCUCAGAGGAAGCGGGAGCUGUGCGAAUCCAAAGUGAUCUAGUUGACACCUGCUUAAGAAAAUCGCCAGUGUCUGGUAUGCGGCAGAGCCUUCUGCACAUGAUUGGAUUGAUAAGCCACGGUGGGAAACACUGCACCUAAUACCUCUCUCAUGUGAUGUUCUUGGGCAUUGCUAAGAACAACGGACAAACAACAACAAAAACUGGAGUCACAUAACAAGGUAAUACAUUGGGUAUAAUGAUUGGACAGUAAUAGUUAUUCAUACUAGCUGAAGUACCAAAUUGGAAUCAUUGCAUGUGUGUUUGAUAAGCAUUGAAUUAAGAAAUGAAUUUAAUAUAAUGCAUUUUAAUUUGUGCUGUCAAUUAAGCAAGGUUUGUUAGUCUAUAUGUUGCAAGUAAUGUGGUAUUUCAGGUUGAUUUGUUUCAACCUAGGUCAAAAUAUAGUAUUAUUGAGCACUACACAUCUGCUUUAAAUCUAUUAGAGUAGUUUGAAUGAUAUUAAAAAGUUAACUGGGGGAACAUAUGAAAGCUGUGAGUUUUCUCAGUUUGCUUCCAGGUGAUGUUUCUUGUAAAAAGAACACUCCUACAGCAGAAUUCAGUCUUGCAACCAGGGGUCUUACAACCAGUGGUCUUCCAACAAGGGGUUAUUUCAACCAGGGCUCUUACAACCAGGGGUUGUUACAACCGGGCAUCUUAUAACCAGGGGUUCUUACAACCGGGGGCCUUAAAACCUGGGCCCAGUUAUUCGAAGGCUGAUUAGCCCUUAACCUGGGGUAUAAUUUAGCCAGGGUUUCUUUUUUUGUGUUCAAAAGCAUUUUCUCGCAUUAUUUUCUGUUAUAUUUAGAGUUUUCAAUCGUCUCCUUGUAGACAAAAAGAAUUAAAACUGAAAUGGUUUUCAAGCUUUCAAAUCUAAAUUCAAAUCUUGCACUAACCGUGGGUCAUCUUAACCCAGCUUUGAACAACUCGGCCCGGGGGUCUUACAACCAGGGGUUGUUACAACCAGGGGUUGUUACAACCAGGGGUCUUACAACCAGGAGUUCUUACAACCGAGGGUCUUACAACCAGGGGUCUUACAACCAGGGAUUCUUACAACCGGGGGUCUUACAACCGGUGCUUCUUACAACGAGGGGUCUUACAACCAGGGAUCUUACAAGCAGGGGUUCUUACAAGCAGGGGUUCUUACAAGCAGGGGUUCUUACAACCAUUGGUCUUACAACCAGAGGUCUUACAACCAGGGGUUCUUACAACUGGGGGUCUUAAAAACGAGGGGUUUUAUCAACCGGGGGUCUUAAGAGCAGGGGUUCAUACUACCAGGGGUCUUACAAACAGGAAUUCUUACAACCAGGGGUUCUUACAACUGGGAGUCUUACAACCAGGGGCCUUACAAGCAGGGGUCUUACAACCAGAGGUCUUACAACCAGGGGCUGUUACAACCUGGCGUCUUAUAACCAGGGGUUCUUACGACCGGGCGUCUUACAACCAUAGGUUCUUACAACUGGGUGUCUUACAACUAGGGGUUCUUACAAGUGUGGGUCUUCCAACCAGGGGUUCUUACAACCAGUGUCUUGCGACUGGGGGUCUUACAACCAGGGGUUUUUACAACCAGGGAGUCUUACAACCAGGGGUCUUAUAACCAGGGGGUCUUACAAUUGUGGGUCUUAAAACCAGGGGUUGUUACAACCGUCGGUCUUACAACCAGGGGUUCUUACAUUGGGGGGUCUUACAACCGGGGGUUUUACAACCAAGGGUUUUUACAACCAGGGGUUCUUACAACCAGGCAUCUUACGAUCAGAGGUUCUUACAACCGGGGGUCUUACAACCAAAGGUUCUUACAACCGGGAGUGUUACAACUACGGGUUUUUACAACCAGGGGCUCUUACAACCGGGGGUCUUAACACCAGAGGUUCUUACAACCUGCGGUUCUUACAAGCGUGGGUCUUUCAACCAGGGGUUCUUACAACCAGGGUCUUACAACCGUGGGUCUUACAACCAGGGGUUUUUACAACCAGGGAGUCUUACAACCAGGGUCUUACAACUGGGGGUCUUAUAACCAGGGUUCUUACAAUCGCGGGUCUUAAAACCAAGGGUUGUUACAACUGUUGGUCUUACAACGAGGGGUUUUUUUACAUCUGGGGUUGUUACAACCAGGGGUCUUACAACCAGGCGUUCUUACAACCGAGGGUCUUACAACCAGGGGUCUUACAACCAGGGGUUUUUACAACCGGGGGUCUUACAAUUUGGGUCCAGUUGUUCGAAGGCCGAUUAGCGUUUAACCUGGGGAUAGAUUUAACCCGGGUUUCUUUUUUUUGUGUUUAAAAGCAUUUUCUCCUAUAAUUUUUUCUGUUAUAUUUAGAGUUUUCAAUCAUCAACUUGUAGACAAAAAGAACUAAAACUAAAAUACUUUUUAAGCUUUCCAAUCUAAAUUCAAAUCUCGCACUAACCAUGGGUUAUCUUAACCCAGCUUUGAAUAACUCGGCCCAGGGGUCUUACAACCAGGGCUUGUUACAACCAUUGGUCUUACAACCAGGGGUUCUUACAACCGAGGGUCUUACAACCAGGGGUCUUACAACCAGGGGUUUUUACAACCGGGGGUUCUUACAACCGGGGGUCUUACAACCAGGGGUCUUACAACCUGGGGUUGUUACAACCAGGGUUCUUACAACGGGGCUCCUACAACCAGGAGUUCUUACAACCGGGGUUAUUACAACCAGGGUUCUUAUAACCUGGGGUUCUUUUAACCGUGGGUCUUCCAACCCACGGUUCUUACAACCGGGAGUCUUACAACCAGGGUCUUGCAACGAGGGGUCUUACAACCGGAGGUCGUACAACCGUGGGUCUUCCAACCAUGAGUUCUUACAACCGGGAGUCUUACAACCAGGAAUUCUUACAACCUGGGGUUCUUUCAACCGUGGGUCUUCCAACCCACGGUUCUUACUACCGGGAGUCUUACAACCAGGAAUUCUUACAACCAGGGGUCUUACAACGAGGUGUCUUACAACCGGAGGUCGUACAACCGGGGGUCUUACAACCAUGAGUCCUUACAUCCGGGAGUCUUACAACCAGGAAUUCUUACAACCUGGGGUCUUACAACCACAGGUCUUACAAGCAGGGGUUCGUACAACUGGGGGUCUUACAACCAGGGGUUCUUACAACCAGGUGUUCUUACAGCCAGGGGUCUUACAACCAGUGGUUUUUACAACCAGGGGUCUUACAACCAGCUGUUUUUACAAGCAGGGGUCUUACAACCAGGGGUUCUUACAUCCGGGGUUCUUAAAACCAGAGGUUGUUACAACCAGGGGUCUUACAACCAGGGGUUCUUACAACCAGGGGUCUUACAACCAGGCGUUCUUACAACCAGGGGUCUUACAACCAGCGGUUUUUACAACCAGGGGCCUUACAGCCAGCGGUUUUUACAAGCAGGGGUCUUACAACCAGGGGUUCUUACAUCGGUCUUCUUACAACCAGGGGUUCUUACAACCAGGGGUUCUUACAUUACCAGGGGUCUUACAACUAGGGGUUCUUACGUCAGGGUGGCUUACAGCCAGGUGUUCUUACAACCAGGGGCUCUUACGGCCAGGGGUCUUACAACCAGGGGUUCUUACAACCAGGGGUUCUUAAAAACAGGGGUCUUACAACAAGCGGUUUUUACAACCAGGGAUCUUAUAACCAGUGGUUUUUCCAAGCAGGGGUUUUUACAACCACGGGUCUUACAACAAGCGGUUUUUACAACCAGGGGUCUUACAACCUGUGGUUUUUACAACCGGGGGUCUCACAACCAGCGGUUUUUACAACCAGCGGUCUUACAACCAGGGGUCUUACAACCAGGGGUCUUACAACCAGGGGUUCUUACAUCUAGGGGUCUUACAAGCAGAGGUUCUUACAACCAGGGCUCUUACAACCAGGGGUUCUUAAAACCACUGGUCUUACAACCAGGGUCUGACAACCAGUGCUUCUUACAACCAGGGGUCUUAGAAGCAGGGGUUCUUACAUCUGGGGGUCUUAGAACUAGGGGUUUUUACAACCAGGGGUCUUAAAACCAAAGGCUCUUUAUCAACCAGGGGUUCUUACAACCGGAGGUCUUAGAGGUUUUUAAAACCAGCGGUUCUUUACAACUGGGCGUCUUACAACCAGGGGUUGUUACAACAGUAUUGGGGGCCUUACAACCAGGGGUUCUUACAACCGGGUGUCUUACAACCAGGGUUCUUACAACCGGGUGUCUUAAAACCAGGGGUUCUUACCACGAGAGCUGAAGUGGUGUAUUUGAUUAAGGAGGAGGUAAAUAUUGUAACUCUACAUUUCCAAAAUUUGAAGUUUGAUUUUGAGUAUUUGCUUGGAUCAUGGUCUUCCUUGAAUAGGGUUUUUCUGUCAUAAGUGCAGUUCCUUAAAGCUGUUUUUAGUCAAUGAUUGCAGUCCAAGUAAAGAAGUGUUUUCACACUUUGUUAAUGAAUUAGAAUCAUCUGUUAUUUCAAAUUUUCCAUUUUUGCAUUAUAAUUUCACGUAGUUGAUUAUGGUAAGCCAAGCUGCUUUGCUGAUUUUACUUAACUUGAAAAUUUUAUAACCAUUAAGCUUUGUUCACUGAAAAACUUUGGAUCACUUUCUUUCAGGAGAAAACUAACUCUAAUGCAUCAGCAAAGACCAAUGAUAGCUCCGCAACGCCAUUAUCUGCACUGGUAAUUCUGUUUAGUAACUAUUUUUAACAACUUGUAGUUAUGAAGGUUUGGCCUAUAAAAGAGAAUUUCAUCCAUGUGCAUUUAUAUUGGCUGCAUUGCAGCCGGCCCACAGAAGGUUUAUGGUGUCUGUAAUACAGGCUACAUUUAUACCCUCACUCAAAAGAAGUAUAAUAUUUUGAUUCUGUUUUAAAAUAACUUCAUUUGUCCAGUAAAUUUGAACAGCAGUCGUUUGGCGAAUAUGCAAGUAUUUAGUUUUAAACGUCUGCAGUCAGUUGGUCUGAACGUCUAGCAGUAACUUCCCGAGCACCUACAAUUUGUAGACAUUUAAAGUAGGUUUUAGUCCAGGCAACUUUGGUUUUUCACUUCUAUUAACUACGCGAACGUCUUACAUGUACGCUUUAACUGAAACGUUUGUAAAAUUUUGUUAUGAUCAUGUUUAAAUCGCGGUAACUGAAACUGAUACUCCAUUUUUUUAUUUUGUUCUUUAGAAAGAUCACGUCGCAGGAGACCGAUACAAAGAAUUCUUAAAGGAACAAAGAAAGAGGGAAGAAGACCUGGCAGCUAAACGUAAAAGCGCAACCAAGAAACUGAAUUUUCCUGAUUCUUCCCACGAUGUCAUCAUGAAAAAGAUUGAUUCUCCAGACAACAUCAGCCUGAUUAAAAAGCAGCUUGAGGCACAAGCAAGAGAGCAUAAUCUUCUAAAGAAUCAGAUCCCAGAUCACGAGCAAUUCUUAAAGGUAAGCACAAAGCAAUGUAGUUUCUUUAUUCUCUGUCAAGAAUCAGGUUGCAGUGGCUACCGAAUAAUAGCAACAGGCCCCCUCAAAAAUUUUUUUCUUUCAGUCUUCCUUUUUAGUUUUUUGUGGACUUGUUUUUUGUUGCGCUUCUCUCAUAGUUUUUGGUUGAAGAGCGAAGACUUUGGACAGUUUUUUUUUGGCAGAAUGGGGCGAUUUGAAUUUCCCUGACAUUAAUGAUACUUUGCUGUCAACUUUGUAAGUUUGAAAAUGAAAGGAAAGAAAGGCAUAAUUUUAACAACAGUAUUAAAUCCAGUUUGUAUCGCUGCUGGAAGUGUGCUGUGCCUACAUUUAUUCAUGUAUUUAUUUUGACUUAAGAUGAUGGACAGAUUCGAAGAUUCUCUUUUCUCAUUGGGGGAGACGUUGGGGCACAGAUUGUCACAGAUCAAACAAUGGCUGGAAUAUUUAGAGACUGUGGUAAGUUGAAUAAUAAUAAUAACCUUUAUUUAUCCAUCUUUUAAAAAUAUUCACAAUGGAUUUACAAUACUAUAAAAUGCUAUCAAGUGAUUAUUCUAAUAAAAAAGUAGGUAAGUAAGUCAGUAAGUAAACAUAACAGGUCAUUAAAGAAGUCUUGCAGCUCUUGGUAUAAAUGAAUUUGCAUGUCUUUGCAUCCCUGACUGUGGUAUUGCUACUGAGUGAACCUGGUUUGGAUCUUAAGUUAUAGCCGUGGCUGGUAUUUGGCUUAGUGAGAAAAAUUUGAUUUGGGUGGUUAAUAUAAUUUACAACUCUUUCUAAUUCACGCUUUGUUGCUAUGUUGCACCUGUCCUCUAGUAUUGGAAGGGAUGUUCUUGGUAUCCUGAUGAUAUCUACACACCUGUUUUGUAAAGACUGCAACUCUUCUGCAAUGUACUUUUGCAAACCGCCCCACAGUGGGUGGCAUAUUCGAGAAGUGGGCGUAUUUUGGUACAAUAAUAUAUCCUGAUGCUGAUCUCUGUAGGUAGGUUUGCUUUCAUACAUUCCGUUAAAAAAUACAAUCUCUUGCUGGCUUUCUUUACAGUUUGACUUCAACAUGGUAAUUCCAACAUAGGUUGACAGUUUAAACAAGAACCCCUUUAACCCACUCCUUGACAAGCGUUUUUAAAGAAGAUUUUAUAGUAUGUUUAUAUGUUUGACCAAUACAAGGGUGAGGAUUCUGUGAUUUUAAGAGCUGUGCAGCUGCAAGCUGUAACCUAAUUAAGAAUAGAUGAAAUGACAAUAAUAAUAGUGAUAUUAGAUUGUUACAAAGAAUAAUAAUAUCAAAAGUAGGUUGAGUUUGUCCGGGUGAACGUAGUCUCCAUUUUGGUGACGUCCGCCAGUGUGACAACACAAUUUGUGCUUUGAACUAAAAAUCCAAAAAAAGUUUUCAGUCAUUAAUUGUAGUCCAUCGAGCAAGUUUAGUUAACAAAUAACAAAAAUCAUAAGAUAUACAGAAAUUUAGCACACAUGCAACAUUUGAGGGGUAGUUUGGUCCCAUCGCGGCAAUGCGGUUUUGAAUGUUCAAAACUAUGUGCCUAAAAUUUAAAUUAUCGUGACACAUCUAUUUUAGCUAUUUUGUUUGCGAUCUUGCUUUCGGUUUAUUGAUAUUUUUUGACCUUCACCUUCACAAUUCUGCAGUUAUCUCUUGUGGUAAAAUUGUAGAGGUGAGUCUGAUGUGUUUUUUUUCUUUUCAUUUUGCUAGAUUUUUUAGUUGUGUCCAAAGAUAGACAAUGAUAAUGAAUGUGUUAUGAAAAAUUAGCAACAUUGAGUUGUUGGAAUAUGUUUUUUUUAUUAGAAAGGGGAAAUUACAGAGAAUUUACUAGAAAGAGUCACCGAAGAAGGCUACAUCAUUGACUUAAAGCAGCACCAGGUGAUGAAAGCUAUUAUUAGAGUGCUGCCAUUCUUUAAAUAGGGUUCAAAGCCGGUCUGGUGAAAAUCUCAUUUUGCUUAUAAUAUUAUUAAUAUUGUGAGUCCCAUCAUUAUAAUGUAACUGAUUGCCAUAUGUGUGUUCAGUUUAUUUCUUUCCUGAUUGUCUAAAAUGAAAAUUGGGAGUUAAAUUAAAAUGACAAGCUUUACUAAAUAAAUGCUUGUUGUUUAAUUUUCCAAAUUAUUUUCCAAAUUAUUUUCCAAAUUAUUUUCCAUAUUUCCAAAUGGUCCAGCAGAUACAAGUUUAAUUAUGAAAUUAAUCACUAAGACUUCAGAUACAUUGCAUGUUGUGUGACUGACACAUUUCUUUUUUUCUUUAUAAAUAAACAGGAUAAGGAAAAUGACCUUUGCAAUUCCAAUGUACAAGUAAUUUUGAUAUUAAAGGAGUUAUGGAUCAGGUGCUUAAUGCAUGGCUGAAUGCUUUGGGGAUCCUCAUGAAGAAUAAAUACAUAAUGUAUGUGAAUUUGAUAAUUAGAAUAAUUAAUGCAUUGGCUGAUGUGCUUCGUUAUGAAAUUAGAAUUAAUCAUCACAAUCACAACUGAUUGGAUUUAAUUACAAUAAAUAUUGACAUAUGUAUUUUGAUUCUUACAUGUACAGCUCUGUUUAAUCUAAGAGUUGUUACUUUUUUUCUUAAUUUCCUUCUCCCUAUGCAACACUUGCCUAUUCUCAUCACUCUUUCCUUUUCAUAAUUUGUCUACAAAUUCCUUAAGUCUUUUCUCUUAAACGUUUAAUCUUUGGCUUACACCAUGAUGACUGUUUGUUAACUAAUUGACUAGUAUGUAUGUCUGUGGAUGCUGUAAGUUUGAUUUGAUUUUUUGUUUCAGGUUUAGAAAACAAAACUGUGUUAUCAUAACACUUUCAAGUGUUACACAUGUAGCAAUAGUUCAGAGUCAGAUUAAAAGGUAAUUACGGAUAAUCUGUUUUCCAAUCCAUGUUACUGAGCCUGAAACUUUCUUUUCUUCAUUGUUAUUUAUCAUUGUAAGAGUGGAUUACUUUGUUGAGAAUGAGUAAUAAAUCCAACUCCUUCGAAAAAUUAAUGAUCUACUGAAUUUCCAAAAAGGACCCGUUCCGUACAAAAGCUGAUUCAUCAUUUUGUUUACUAUAAUAAAAUCUAACCUAUUAAGCGUAAAAGUGAUUUAUCUCUAAUCCAAUCGAAAGGUGGUUAAUAUUACAGCUCCUAGUAACGUAAUGGCAAAGUAAUGAAAACAAAACAAAAAAAUGUCACACUAUAAUUUUCAGAAAAUAUUGACAUACUUGAUUUUUUUAAUGACUGCAAAUUGUGUCUCUGAGGACAUUAUUAUUAUUAUUAUUAUGACUCAAAUAUAUUGUUAUUGUGUGUGUAAGUAAUUUCAAUCAGAAUUUUUCCUAAUUGUGUUGAAGAUACGCCUAGAAUGCCUGACACACGCCUCCCCAAGAGAGGGAAAUGGCAACAGGGUGGACAAAAGAGGCAAAGCACUAUAAGACUGUCUCAAAGCAUCACUGUAAAUCUUUGAUAUAGAUGUUGAAACCUGGGAGACCUUGGCUCUAGACCAACCUGCCUGGCAUAGCAAAGUCAACAAAGGCACUGUCCUUUUUUAGCUAAACAGGAUAACAGGGGCUCAGAGGAAGCGUGAGCUGCGCAAAUCCAAAUUGAUCUCCUUGACACCUGCUUAAGAAAAUCGCCAGUGUCUGGUAUGCGGCAGAGCCUUCUGCACAUGAUUGGAUUGAUCAGCCACAGUUGGAAACACUGCACCUAAUACCUCUCUCACGUGAUGUUCUUGGGCAUUGCUAACAACAACAGACAAACAACAACAAAGACUGGAGUCAGAUAACAAGGUAAUACAUUGGGUAUAAUGAUUGGACAGUAAUAGUUAUUCAUACUAGCUAAAGUACCAAAUUGGAAUCAUUGCAUGUGUGUUUGAUAAGCAUUGAAUUAAGAAAUGAAUUUAAUAUAAUGCAUUUUAAUUUUUGCUGUCAAUUAAGCAAGGUUUGUUAGUCUAUAUGUUGCAAGUAAUGUGGUAUUUCAGGUUGAUUUGUUUCAACCUAGGUCAAAAUAUAGUAUUAGUGAGCACUACACAUCUGCUUUAAAUCUAUUAGAGUAGUUUGAAUGAUAUUAAAAAGUUAACUGGGGGAACAUAUGAAAGCUGUGAGUUUCCUCAGUUUGCUUCCAGGUGAUGUUUCUUGUAAAAAGAACACUCCUACAGCAGAAUUCAGUCUUGCAACCAGGGGUCUUACAACCAGUGGUCUUCCAACAAGGGGUUAUUUCAACCAGGGCUGUUACAACCAGGGGUUGUUACAACCGGGCAUCUUAUAACCAGGGGUUCUUACAACCGGGGGCCUUAAAACCUGGGCCCAGUUAUUCGAAGGCUGAUUAGCGCUUAACCUGGGGUUAAAUUUAGCCAGGGUUUCUUUUUUUGUGUUCAAAAGCAUUUUCUCGCAUUAUUUUCUGUUAUAUUUAGAGUUUUCAAUCAUUACCUUGUAGACAAAAAGAAUUAAAACUGAAAUGGUUUUCAAGCUUUCAAAUCUAAAUUCAAAUCUUGCGCUAACCGUGGGUCAUCUUAACCCAGCUUUGAACAACUCGGCCCAGGGGUCUUACAACCAGGGGUCUUAAAACCAGGAGUUCUUACAACCGAGGGUCUUACAACCAGGGGUUUUUACAACCAGGGGUUCUUACAACCGGGGGUCUUACAACCGGUGCUUCUUACAACGAGGGGUCUUACAACCAGGGGUCUUACAAGCAGGGGUUCUUACAACCAUUGGUCUUACAACCAGGGGUUCUUACAACUGGGGGUCUUAAAAACGAGGGGUUCUAACAACCGGGGGUCUUAAGAGCAGGGGUUCAUACUACCAGGGGUCUUACAAACAGGAAUUCUUACAACCAGGGGUUCUUACAACUGGGAGUCUUACAACCAGGGGCCUUACAAGCAGGGGUCUUACAACCAGAGGUCUUACAACCAGGGGCUGUUACAACCGGGCGUCUUAUAACCAGGGGUUCUUACGACCGGGCGUCUUACAACCAUAGGUUCUUACAACUGGGUGUCUUACAACUAGGGGUUCUUACAAGUGUGGGUCUUCCAACCAGGGGUUCUUACAACCAGUGUCUUGCAACUGGGGGUCUUACAACCAGGGGUUUUUACAACCAGGGAGUCUUACAACCUGGGGUCUUACAACGGGGGGCCUUACAACCGAGGGUUUUACAACCAGGGGUUUUUACAAUGAGGGAUUUUACAAAAAGGGGUCUUACAUCCAGGUGUCUUACAACCAGGUGUUCUUACAACCAGGGGUUCUUACAGCCAGUGGUCUUACAACCAGGGGUUCUAACAACCAGGGGUCUUACAACCAGGGGUUCUUACAAUCAGGGGUCUUACAACUAGCGGUUUUUACAACCAGGGGUCUUACAACCAGCUGUUUUUACAACCGGGGGUCUUACAACCAGCGGUUUUUACAACCAGGGGUCCUACAACUAGGGGUUCUUAGAACCAGGGGUCUUACAACCAGCGGUUUUUACAACCAGGGGUCUUACAACCAGCGGUUUUUACAAGCAGGGGUCUUACAACCAGGGGUUCUUACAUCCGGGGGUCUUAAAACCAGGGGUUCUUACAACCAGGGGUCUUACAACCAGGGGUUCUUACAACCAGGGGUCUUACAACCAGUGGUUUUUACAACCAGGGGUCUUACAACCAGCUGUUUUUACAAGCAGGGGUCUUACAACCAGGGGUUCUUACAUCCGGGGGUCUUAAAACCAGGGGUUCUUACAACCAGGGGUUCUUACAACCAGGGGUCUUACAACCAGGGGUUCUUAGAACCAGGGGUCUUACAACCAGGCGUUCUUACAACCAGGGGUCUUACAACCAGCGGUUUUUACAACCAGGGGUCUUACAGCCAGCGGUUUUUACAAGCAGGGGUAUUACAACCAGGGGUUCUUACAUCCGGGGUUCUUACAACCAGGGGUUCUUACAAGCAGGGGUCUUACAACCAGGGGUUCUUACGUCAGGGUGGCUUACAGCCAGGUGUUCUUACAACCAGGGGCUCUUACGGCGAGGGGUCUUACAACCAGGGGUUCUUACGUCAGGGUGGCUUACAGCCAGGUGUUCUUACAACCAGGGGCUCUUACGGCCAGGGGUCUUACAACCAGGGGUUCUUACGUCAGGGUGGCUUACAACCAGGUGUUCUUACAACCAGGGGCUCUUACGGCCAGGGGUCUUACAACCAGGGGUUCUUACAACCAGGGGUUCUUAAAACCAGCGGUCUUACAACAAGCGGUUUUUACAACCAGGGGUCUUACAACCAGUGGUUUUUCCAACCAGGGGUUCUUACAACCAGGGGUCUUACAACAAGCGGUUUUUACAACCAGGGGUCUUACAACCAGUGGUUUUUACAACCGGGGGUCUUACAACCAGCGGUUUUUACAACCAGCGGUCUUACAACCAGGGGUCUUACAACCAGGGGUCUUACAACCAGGGGUUCUUACAUCUAGGGGUCUUACAAGCAGAGGUUCUUACAACCAGGGGUUCUUAAAACCACUGGUCUUACAACCAGGCGUCUUACAACCAGUGCUUCUUACAACCAGGGGUCUUAGAAGCAGGGGUUCUUACAUCUGGGGCGUCUUAGAACUAGGGGUUUUUACAACCAGGGGUCUUAAAACCAAAGGCUCUUUAUCAACCAGGGGUUCUUACAACCGGAGGUCUUAGAAGCAGAGGUUUUUAAAACCAGCGGUUCUUUACAACUGGGCGUCUUACAACCAGGGGUUGUUACAACAGUAUUUGGGGCCUUACAACCAGGGGUUCUUACAACCGGGUGUCUUACAACCAGGGUUCUUACAACCGGGUGUCUUAAAACCAGGGGUUCUUACCACGAGAGCUGAAGUGGUGGAUUUGAUUAAGGAGGAGGUAAAUAUUGAAUAGGGUUUUUCUGUUAUAAGUGCAGUUCCUUAAAGCUGUUUUUAGUCAAUGAUUGCAGUCCAAGUAAAGAAGUGUUUUCACACUUUGUUAAUGAAUUAGAAUCAUCCCUUAUUUCAAAUUUUCCACUUUUGCAUUAUAAUUUCACGUAGUUGAUUAUGGUAAGCCAAGCUGCUUUGCUGAUUUUACUUAACUUGAAAAUUUUAUAACCAUUAAGCUUUGUUCACUGAAAAACUUUGGAUCGCUUUCUUUCAGGAGAAAACUAACUCUAAUGCAUCAGCAAAGACCAAUGAUAGCUCCGCAACGCCAUUAUCUGCACUGGUAAUUCUGUGUAGUAACUAUUUUUAACAACUUGUAGUUAUGAAGGUUUGGCCUAUAAAAGAGAAUUUCAUCCAUGUGCAUUUAUAUUGGCUGCAUUGCAGCCGGCCCACAGAAGGUUUAUGGUGUCUGUAAUGCAGGCUACAUUUAUACCCUCACUCAAAAGAAGUAUAAUAUUUUGAUUCUGUUUUAAAAUAACUUCAUUUGUCCAGCAAAUUUGAACAGCAGUUGUUUGGCAAAUAUGCAAGUAUUUAGUUUUAAACAUCUGCAGUCAGUUGGUCUGAACGUCUAGUAGUAACUUGCCGAGCGCCUACAAUUUGUAGAUAUUUAAAGUAGGUUUUAGUGCAGGCAACUUUUGUUUUUCACUUCUAUUAACUACGUGAACGUCUUACAUGUACGCUUUAACUGAAACGUUUGUAAAAUUUUAUUAUGAUCAUGUUUAAAUCGCGGUAACUGAAACUGAUACUCCAUUUUUUUAUUUUGUUCUUUAGAAAGAUCACGUCACAGGAGACCGAUACAAAGAAUUCUUAAAGGAACAAAAAAAGAGGAAAGAAGACCUGGCAGUUAAACGUAAAAGCGCAACCAAGAAACUGAAUUUUCCUGAUUCUUCUUACGAUGUCAUCAUGAAAAAGAUUGAUUCUCCAGACAACAUUAGCCUGGUUAAAAAGCAGCUUGAGGCACAAACAAGAGAGCAUAAUCUUCUAAAGAAUCAGAUCCCAGAUCAUGAGCAAUUCCUAAAGGUAAGCACAAAGCAAUGUAGUUUCUUUAUUCUCUGUCAAGAAUCAGGUUGCAGUGGCUACCAAAAUAAUAAUAGCAACAGGCCCCCUCAAAAAGUUCUUUCUUUCAGUUUUCUUGUUUAGUUUUUGUGGACUUGUUUUUUGUUGCGCUUCUCUCAUAGUUUGUGGUUGAAGAGUGAAGACUUUGGACAGUUUUUUUUUUGCAGAAUGGGGCGAUUUGAAUUUCCCUGACAUUAAUGAUACUUUGCUGUCAACUUUGUAAGUUUGAAAAUCAAAGGAAAGAAAGGCAUAAUUUUAAAGAAGUCUUGCAGCUCUUGCUAUAAAUGAAUUUGCAUGUCUUUGCGUCCCUGACUGUGGUAUUGCUACUGAGUGAACCUGGUUUGGAUCUUAAGUUAUAGCCGUGGCUGGUAUUUGGCUUAGUGAGAAAAAUUUGAUUUGGGUGGUUAAUAUAAUUUACAACUCUUUCUAAUUCACGCUUUGUUGCUAUGUUGCACCUGUCCUCUAGUAUUGGAAGGGAUGUUCUUGGUAUCCCGAUGAUAUCUACACACCUGUUUUGUAAAGAAUGCAACUCUUCUGCAAUGUACUUUUGCAAACCGCCUCACAGUGGGUGGCAUAUUCGAGAAGUGGGCGUAUUUUGGUACAAUAAUAUAUCCUGAUGCUGAUCUCUUUAGGUAGGUUUGCUUUCAUACAUUCCCUUAAAAAAUACAAUCUCUUGCUGGCUUUCUUUACAGUUUGACUUCAACAUGGUAAUUCCAACAUAGGUUGACAGUUUAAACAAGAACCCCUUUAACCCACUCCUUGACAAGCGUUUUUAAAGAAGAUUUUAUAGUAUGUUUAUAUGUUUGACCAAUACAAGGGUGAGGAUUCUGUGAUUUUAAGAGCUGUGCAGCUGCAAGCUGUAACCUAAUUAAGAAUAGAUGAAAUGACAAUAAUAAUAGUGAUAUUAGAUUGUUACAAAGAAUAAUAAUAUCAAAAGUAGGUUGAGUUUGUCCGGGUGAACGUAGUCUCCAUUUUGGUGACGUCCGCCAGUGUGACAACACAAUUUGUGCUUUGAACUAAAAAUGCAAAAAAAGUUUUCAGUCAUUAAUUGUAGUCCAUCGAGCAAGUUUACUUAACAAAUAACAAAAAUCAUAAGAUAUACGGAAAUUUAGCACACAUGCAACAUUUGAGGGGUAGUUUGGUCCCAUCGUGGCAAUGGGGUUUUGAAUGUUCAAAACUAUGUGCCUAAAAUUUAAAUUAUCGUGACACAUCUAUUUUAGCUAUUUUGUCUGCGAUCUUGCUUUCAGUUUAUUGAUAUUUUUUGACCUUCACCUUCACAAUUCUGCAGUUAUUUCUUGUGGUAAAAUUGUAGAGCUGAGUCUGAUGUGUUUUUUUUCUUUUCAUUUUGCUAGAUUUUUUUGUUGUGUCCAAAGAUAGACAAUGAUAAUGAAUGUGUUAUGAAAAAUUAGCAACAUUGAGUUGUUGGAAUAUGUUUUUUUUAUUAGAAAGGGGAAAUAACAGAGAAUUUACUAGAAAGAGUCACCGAAGAAGGCUACAUCAUUGACUUAAAGCAGCACCAGGUGAUGCAAACUAUUAUUACAGUGCUGCCAUUCUUUAAAUAGGGUUCAAAGCCGGUCUGGUGAAAAUCUUAUUUUGCUUAUAAUAUUAUUAAUAUUGUGAGUCCCAUCAUUAUAAUGUAAGUGAUUGCCAUAUGUGUGUUCAGUUUAUUUCUUUCCUGAUUGUCUAAAAUGAAAAUUGGGAGUUAAGUUAAAAUGACCAGCUUUACUAAAUAAAUGCUUGUUGUUUAAUUUUACAAAUUAUUUUCCAUAUUUCCAAAUGGUCCAGCAGGUACAAAUUUAAUUAUGAAAUUAAUCACUAAGAGUUCAGAUACAUUGCAUGUUGUGUGACUGACACAUUUCUUUUUUUCUUUAUAAAUCAACAGGAUAAGGAAAAUGACCUUUGCAAUUCCAAUGUACAAGUAAUUUUGAUAUUAAAGGAGUUAUGGAUCAGGUGCUUAAUGCAUGGCUGAAUGCUUUGGGGAUCCUCAUGAAGAAUAAAUACAUAAUGUAUGUGAAUUUGAUAAUUAUAAUAAUUAAUGCAUUGGCUGAUGUGCUUCGUUAUGAAAUUAGAAUUAAUCAUCACAAUCACAGCUGAUUGGAUUUAAUUACAAUAAAUAUUGACAUAUGUAUUUUGAUUCUUACAUGUACAGCUCUGUUUAAUCUAAGAGUUGUUACUUUUGUUCUUAAUUUCCUUCUCCCUAUGCAACACCUGCCUAUUCUCAUCACUCUUUCCUUUUCAUAAUUUGUCUACAAAUUCCUUAAUUCUUUUCUCUUAAAGGUUGAAUCUGUGGCUUACACCAUGAUGACUGUUUGUUAACUAAUUGACUAGUAUGUAUGUCUGUGGAUGCUGUAAGUUUGAUUUGAUUUUUUGUUUCAGGUUUAGAAAACAAAACUGUGUUAUCAUAACACUUUCAAGUGUUACACAUGUAGCAAUAGUUCAGAGUCAGAUUAAAAGGUAAUUACGCAUAAUCCGUUUUCCAAUCCAUGUUACUGAGCCUGAAACUUUCUUUUCUUCAUUGUUAUUUAUCAUUGUAAGAGUGGAUUACUUUGUUGAGAAUGAGUAAUAAAUCCAACUCCUUCGAAAAUGAUCUACUGAAUUUCCAAAAAGGACCCGUUCCGUACAAAAGGUGAUUCAUCAUUUUGUUUACUAUAAUAAAAUCUAACCUAUUAAGCGUAAAAGUGAUUUAUCUCUAAUCCAAUCGAAAGGUGGUUAAUAUUACAGCUCCUAGUAAUGUAAUGGCAAAGUAAUAAAAACAAAAGAAAAAAAAUGUCACACUAUAAUUUUCAGAAAAUAUUGACAUACUUGAUUUUUUUAAUGACUGCAAAUUGUGUCUCUGAGGACAUUAUUAUUAUUAUUAUUAUUGUUAUGACUCAAAUAUAUUGUUAUUGUGUGUGUAAGUAAUUUCAAUCAGAAUUUUUCCUAAUUGUGUUGAAGAUACGCCUAGAAUGCCUGACACACGCCUCCCCAAGAGAGGGAAAUGGCAACAGGGUGGACAAAAGAGGCAAAGCACUAUAAGACUGUCUCAAAGCAUUGCUGUAAAUGUUUGAUAUAGAUGUUGAAACCUGGGAGACCUUGGCUCUAGACCAACCUGCCUGGCAUAGCAAAGUCAACAAAGGCACUGUCCUUUUUUAGCUAAACAGGAUAACAGGGGCUGAGAGGAAGUGUGAGCUGCGCAAAUCCAAAGUGAUCUCCUUGACACCUGCUUAAGAAAAUCGCCAGUGUCUGGUAUGCGGCAGAGCCUUCUGCCCAUGAUUGGAUUGAUCAGCCACAGUGGGAAACACUGCACCUAAUACCUCUCUCACGUGAUGUUCUUGGGCAUUGCUAACAACAACAGACAAACAACAACAAAGACUGGAGUCAGAUAACAAGGUAAUACAUUGGGUAUAAUGGUUGGACAGUAAUAGUUAUUCAUACUAGCUAAAGUACCAAAUUGGAAUCAUUGCAUGUGUGUUUGAUAAGCAUUGAAUUAAGAAAUGAAUUUAAUAUAUUGCAUUUUAAUUUGUGCUGUCAAUUAAGCAAGGUUUGUUAGUCUAUAUGUUGCAAGUAAUGUGGUAUUUCAGGUUGAUUUGUUUCAACCUAGGUCAAAAUAUAGUAUUAUUGAGCACUACACAUCUGCUUUAAGUCUAUUAGCGUUGUUUGAAUGAUAUUAAAAAGUUAACUGGGGGAAGAUAUGAAAGCUGUGAGUUUCCUCAGUUUGCUUCCAGGUGAUGUUUCUUGUAACAAGAACACUCCUACAGCAGAAUUCAGUCUUGCAGCCAGGGGUCUUACAACCAGGGGUCUUAUAACCAGGGGUUCUUACAACCAGGGGUCUUACAACCAGUGGUCUUCCAACAAGGGGUCAUUUCAACUAGGGGUCUUACAACCUGGGGCCUUACAAUAAGGAGUUCUUACAACAAUGGGUCUUACAGCCAGGGCUUCUUACAACCAGGGGUUCUUGCAAGCAGGGUUCUUACAACAAAGAGUUUUACAACCAGGGGACUCACAACAGGGGUUCUUACAACAAAAGGUUAAUACAACUGGUGGUAUUACAACAAUGGGUUCUUACAACUACGGGUCUUACAAUGAGAGGUUCUUAGAACCAAAGCUCAUACAACCACGGUUUCUUAGAACCAGGGGUUCUUACAACCAGGGGUCUCACAACCAGUUGUUCUUACAACUAGGGGUCUUACCUCUAGGGGUUCGUACAACCAGGGGUCUUACAAUAACGGGUUCUUUUAACCAGGAGUCUUAUGACCAGGGGUUCUUACAACCAGGGGUCUUACAACCGUGGGUCUCACAACCAGGGGUCUUACAUCUAUGGGUCCUUACAACCAGGGGUUCUUACCACAAGGGGUUUUAUAAUCAGGGUUUCUUACAACCAGGUGUCUUAGAACCAGUGUUCUUACAACCAGCGGUUCUUUUAACCAGGGGUCUUACAACCUGGGGUCUUACAACCUGGGGCCUUACAAUAAGGUGUUCUUACAACCAGGGGUCUUACAACUGGGGUUCUUAGAACCAGGAAGUCUUACAACCAGUGGUUCUUACAACCAGGGCUCUUUUAAUCAGGGGUUCUCACAUACAGGGAUCUUACCUCUAGGGGUUCUUACAACCAGGAUUCUUACAACAAGGGGUUCUUAAAACCAAGGGUCUUACAAACAGGGGUUCUUACAACCGCGGGUCUUGCAACCAGGGGUUCUUACAACUUGGGGUCUUACAACCUGGGUUCUUACAACCAGGAGUUCUCACAACCAGGAGUUUGAAAACCAGGGGUUUUUACAACCAUGGAUUCUUACAACCAGAGGUUUUAUAACCAGGGGUCUUACAUCCACGGGUUCUUCCAACUAGGGAUUCUUACAACCCGGGGUUCUACAACCAGGGGUUCUUACAACCGGGGGUCUAACAACCAGGGGUACUUACAACAAAGGGUCUUACAACCAGGGGUACUUACAACAAAGGGUCUUACAACCAGGGGUUCUUACGAGUAGGAGUUUUACAACCAUGGUUUCUUAGAACCAAGGCUCUUACAACUAGGGGUUUUACAUCCAGGGAUUCUUACAACCAGGGGUCUUACAACCAGGGGUCCUACAACCCGGGGUUCUUACAACUGGGCUUCUUACAGCCAGGGUUUCUUACAACCAAGCUCUUACAACUAGGGGUUUUACAACAAGGGGUUCCUACAAUGAAGGCUCUUACAACUUGGGGUCUUACAUCCACGGGUUCUUACAACCAGGAGUCUUAAAACCAGGGGUUCCUGAAACUAGGGGUCUUACAACCAGGGGUUGUUACAACCAAAGGUCUUACCACCAGACAUCUUACAACCAGGAGUUUUUACCAAUGGGGAAGUUACAACCAGGGGUUCUUACAACAGGGGGUCUUACAACCUGGGGUUCUUACAACCAGAAGUUCUCACAACCAGGGGUCUUACAUCUACGGGUUCUUACAACCAGGGGUUCUUACCACAAGGGGUUUUAUAAUCAGGGUUUCUUACAACCAGGGGUCUUACAAGCAGGGGUUGUUACAACCAGGGGGUCUUACAAGCAGGGGUUCUUAAAACCAGAGGUGUUAAAACCAGGGGUUGUUACAACCGGGGGUCUUAUAACCAGAGGUUCUUACAUCCGGGGGUCUAACAACCAGGGCUUCUUUCAACCGGGGCUCUUACAACCAAAGGUUCUUACAACUGGGGGUCUUAAAACCAGGGUUCUUACAACCGGGGGUCUUACAGCCAAGGCUUGUUACAACCGGAGGUCUUCCAACCAGGGUUUUUUACCACUGGGGGUCUUACAACCAGGGCUUCUUACAACAAGAGGGUCUUACAUCCAGGGGUCUUACAAGCAGGGGUUCUUACAAGCAGGGGUUAUUACAACCAUUGGUCUUACAACCAGGGGUUCUUAUUACCAGGGGUCUUACAAACAGGAAUUCUUACAACAAGGGGUUCUUACAACUGGGGGUCUUACAACCACAGGUUCUUACAACCAGGGGUCUUACAACCAGGGGUUCUUACAACUGGGGGUCUUACAACCAGGGGUUCUUACCACUGUGGGUCUUACAACCAGGGGUUCUUACAACCGGGAGUCUUACAACCACAGGUUGUUACCACCGGGGGUCUUACAACCAGGGGUUCUUACAACCUGGGGGUCAUACAACCAGGGAUCUUACAAGGAGGGGUUCUUACAACCAGAGGUCUUACAACCAGGGGUUGUUACAACCAAGCGUCUUAUAACCAGGGGUUCUUACAAGCGGGGGUUUAAGAACCAGGGGUUUUUACAACCAGGGGUUCUUACAACCAGGGGUCUUAAAACUAGGGGUUCAUGCAACUAGGGGUCUAACAACCAGGGGUUUUUACAACCAGGGGUCUUUUAAUAAGGGGUUCUUACUACCGGGGAUCUUAAAAGCAGGGUUCCUACGAUAAGGGGUUUUUACAAUUAGGAGUUUUAGAACCAUGGGUUCUUACAGCCAGUUGUGUUAUAAUAAUGGUUUCUUACAACCAGGGGUCUUAUAACCAGGGGGUGUUACAACCAGGGGUUCUUAAAACCUGGGAUCUUACAAUAAAGGGUUCUUAAAGCCAGGUUUCUUACAUGCGGGGAUCGGACAAGCGGGGUUCUUACAACCAGGGGUUUUUAGAACCAGGGUUCUUACAUUAGGGCUUCUUAUAACUAGGGGUCUUACAAUCAGGGAAUGUGACAAGCAGGGGUCUUACAACCAGGGGUUCUUAGAAGAAGGGGUCUUACAACCAGGGUUUGUACGACUAAGUCUCUUAGAAGCAGGAAUCUUACAACCAGGGGUUCUUACAACCAUUGGUCUUACAACCAGACGUCCUACAACCAGGGGUUCUUACAACCGGGGUUCUUAGAACCAGGAGGUCUUACAACCACCGGUUCUUAAAACCAGGGCUCUUUUAAUCAGGGGUUCACACAUCACGGGAUCUUACCUCUAGGGGUUCUUACAACCGGGGUUCUUAGAACCAGGGUUCUUACAACAAGGGGUUCUUACAACCAGUGGUCUUACAAACAGGGGUUCUUACAACCACGGGUCUUACAACCAGGGGUUCUUACAACUGGGCUUCUUACAGCCAGGGUUUCUUACAACCAGGAGUUCUCACAACCAGGGGUCUUACAUCUAUGGGUUCUUACAACCAGGGGUUCUUACCACAAGGGGUUUUAUAAUCAGGGUUUCUUACAACCAGGGGUCUUACAUCCAGGGGUUCUUACAACCUGGGGUCUUACAACCAGGGGUUGUUACAACCAGGGGUUCUGACAACCAGGGGGUCUUACAACCAGAGGUGUUAAAACAAGGGGUUGUUACAACCGGGAGUCUUAUAACCAGAGGUUCUUACAACCGGGGUCUAACCACCAGGGCUUCUUUCAACCGGAGCUCUUACAACCAAACAUUCUUAACCGCGGCUCUUACAGCCAGGGCUUGUUACAACCGGAGGUCUUCCAACCAGGGUUUUUUACCACUGGGGGUCUUACAACCAGGGCUUCUUACAACAAGAGGGUCUUACAUCCAGGGGUUCUUACAAGCAGGGUUUAUUACAAUCAUUGGUCUUACAACCAGGAGUUCUUACUACCAGGGGUCUUACAAACAGGAAUUCUUACAACAAGGGGUUCUUACAACUGGGGAUCUUACAACCACAGGUUCUUACAACCAGGGGUCUUACAGGGGUUCUUACAACUAAGGGGUCUUACAACCAGGGGUUCUUACAACUAAGGGGUCUUACAACCAGGGGUUCUUACAACCUGGGGGUCGUACAACCAGGGAUCUUACAAGCAGGGGUUCUUACAACCAGAGGUGUUACAACCAGGGGUUGUUACAACUGAGCGUCUUAUAACCAGGGGUUCUUACCACCGUUGGUUUAAGAACCAGGGGUUUUUACAACCAGGGGUCUUAAAACUAGGGGUUCAUGCAACUUGGGGUCUAACAACCAGGGGUUUUUACAACCAGGUGUUUUUAAAACCAGGGUUCUUACAACCAGGUGUUCUUUCAAGCAGGGGUCUUACAACCAGGGGUUCUUACAAGCAGGGGUCUUUUAAUAAGGGGUUCUUACUACCGGGGAUCUUAAAAGCAGGGUUCCUACAAUAAGGGGUUUUUACAAUUAGGAGGUUUAGAACCAUGGGUUCUUAAAGCCAGUUGUGUUAUAAUAAUGGUGUUAUAAAGCAUGGGUCUUAUAACCAGGGGGUGUUACAACCAGGGGUUCUUACAAACAGGGGUUCUUAAAACCUGGGACCUUACAAUAAAGGGUUCUUAAAGCCAGGUUUCUUACAUGCGGGGAUCGGACAAGCAGGGGUUCUUACAACCAGGGGUUUUUAAAACCAGGGUUCUUACAUUAGGGCUUCUUAUAACUAGGGGUCUUACAACCAGGCAAUGUAACAAGCAGGGGUCUUACAACCAGGAGUUCUUAGAAGAAGUGGUCUUACAACCAGGGUUCGUACAACUAGGUCUCUUAGAAGUAGGAAUCUUACAAGCAGGGUUCUUACAAGCAGGGGUUCUUACAACCAUUGGUCUUACAACCAGACGUCCUACAACCAGGGGUUCUUACAACUGGGGGUCUUUAAAACGACAGGUUCUUACAACCAGGGUUCUUACAACCAUUGGUUCUUACUACCUGGGGUCUUACAAAGAGGAAUUCUUACAACCCGUGGUUCUUUCAACCGGGGGUCUUACAACCAGAGGUUCUUACAACCGGGGGUCUUACAACCAGGGGUUCUUACUACCAGGGGUCUUACAAACAGGAAUUCUGACAACCAGAGGUUCUUGCAACCAGGGGUUCUUACAAGCGGGGGUCUUACAACCAGGGGUUCUUACCACCGGGGGUCUUACAACCCAGGGUUCUUACAACCUGGUGGUCUUACAACCAGGGGUCUUACAAGCAGGGUUCUUACAACCCGAGGUCUUACAACCAGGGAUUGUUACAACUGGGCAUCUUAUAACCAAAGUUCUUACAACCAGGGGUCUUCCAACUAGGGAUUUUUACAACCGUUGGUUCUUACAACCGGGGGUCUUACAACCAGGUGUUCUUACAACUGAGGGUCUUACAACCAGGGGUUUUUACAACCGGGGGUCUUACAACACGGGGUUUUUUACAACUGGGGGUCUUACAGCCAGGGGUUCUUACAACCGGGGGUCUUACAACUAGGGCUUCUUACAACCGGGAGUCUUACAACCAGGGGUUCUUAAAACCUGGGGGUCUUACAACCAGGGGUUCUUACAACAAGAGUUCUUACUACCAGGGGUUGUUACAACCGGGCAUCUUAUAACAAGGGGUUCUUACAACCGGGGGUUUUUAGAACUAGGGGUUCUUACAACCGUGGGUCUUACAACCUGGGGUUGUUAAAACCGGUUGUCUUUAAACCGGGGGUCUUAGAACCAGGGGUUUUUACAACCAGGGGUUUUUACAACCGGGGGUCUUAGAACCUGGGGUUUUUACAACCAGGGGUUCUUACAACCAGGGGUCUUAAAACCAGGGGUUUUACAACCAGUGGUUGUUACAACCAGGGGUCUUACAACCCGGGUUUCUUACAACCGGGGGUUUUACAACCAGGGGUCUUACAACCAGGAGUUUUUACAACCAGGGGUUCUUACAAGCGGGGGAUCUUACAACCUGGGGUCUUACAACCAGGAGUUUUUACAACCAGGGGUUCUUACAAGCGGGGGGUCUUACAACCUGGGGCUGUUACAACCAGGGGUCUUACAACCAGGGGCUCUUACAACCGCGGGUAUUACAAACAGGAAUUCUUAUAUCUAGAGGUCUUACAACCAGGAGUUCUUACCACCAGGGUUCUUACAACCAGGGGUCUUACACCAGAGGUUGUUAGAAUCAGGGGUCUUACAACCGGGGGUCUUACAAACAGGGGGUCUUACGUCCAGGGGUUCUUACAACCAGGGGCAUGCAACUAAGGGUCUAACAACCAGGGGUUUUUACAACCAGGUGUUUUUAAAACCAGGGUUCUUACAACCAGGUGUUCUUUCGAGCAGGGGUCUUACAAUAAGGGGUUCUUACUACCGGGGAUCUUAAAACCAGGGUUCCUACAAUAAGAGGUUUUUACAAUUAGGAGUUUUAGAACCAGGUGCUCUUACAGCCAGUUGUCUUAUAAUAAUGGUUUCUUACAACCAGAGGUCUUAUAACCGGGGGUGUUACAACCAGGGGUUCUUACAAACAGGGGUUCUUAAAACCGGGGGUUCUUAGAACCAGGGUUUUUACAUUAGGGGUUCUUAAAACUAGGGGUCUUACAACUAGGGAGUCUUACAAGCAGGGGUCUUACAACCAGGGGUUCUUAGAACCAGGGGUUUUACAGCCGGGGGUUCUUAGAACCAGGGUUCUUACUUUAGGGGUGUCUAUAACUAGGGGUCUUACAACCAGGGAAUCUUACAAGCAGGGGUCUUACAACCAGCCGUCUUACAACCAGGGGUUCGUACAACCAGGUGUCUUACAAGCAGAGAUCUUACAAGCAGGGGUUCUUACAACCAGGGGUUUUACAGCCGGGGGUUCCUAGAAGCAGGGUUUUUACUUUAGGGGUUUUUAUAACUAGGGGUCUUACAACGAGGGAAUCUUACAAGCAGUGGUCUUACAAGCAGGGGUCUUACAACCAGGGGUUCUUACAACCAGGGUUUCUGACCAUCAGGGAUCUUUUAACCAGGGGUCUUACCGCUAGGAGUUCUUACAACCAGGGGUGUUACAAUAAGGAGUUGUUACAACCAGUUGUCUUAGAACCAGGGGCUCUUACCGCCAGGGGUGUUACAAUAAUGGGCUCUUACAGCCAGGGGGUCGUAGAACCAGGUGUCUUACAUCCAGGGGUUCUUACAACCAGGGGUCUUUCAAUCAGGGGUUCUUUCAAGCAGAGGUUCUUACAAGCAGAGGUCUUUCAGCGCCUUAAGCAUGUUUGAAAUCUUGGCACAUGGUUUGAUAACCAUAUGUCUAUGAAUACUCUUAUAGGAAAGGUAUGUAGUAAGGCAGUUAGAGGGCUUUAUAAUAUUAGGCAAAUUAGAAAAUAUCUGUCUGCAGAGUCAACCAAGUGUUUAAUUCAUGCGUUUGUUACAUCACAUUUAGAUUAUUGUAACGCUUUUUUGUAUAAGCUUCCGCAAUAUCAAUAUGACCGACUUCAAAAAGUUCUUAAUGCGGUGACUCGGGUUACAUGCUUAAUUCCUAAGUUUGCCCAUAGUACUCCGGUACUUAGGGAACUUCAUUGGUUGCCAGUGAAAUUUAGAGUAGAAUUUAAGAUUACACUAUUAGUUUUUAAAGCGUUGAAUGGCCUGGCACCACAAUAUUUAUCUGAACUACUUGUUGUAAGGCCUAGAACUAGAUACAGCCUGCGGUCUGAUUGUAAUCCCUAAGGUGACACGAAAGACUUUUGGCGAUCUAUCCUUCUUCCAUGCUGGACCAACAGUAUGGAAUGCUUUGCCAUCUAGCCUUAGAAACUGUAGGAACAUUGACUCUUUUAAAGUACAGUUGAAGACUUAUAUUUUUAAGAAAGCUUUUAAUUUGUAAUUUUAUAUUCUUAUUACUAUUAUUAUAUCUGUCCAUUUAUUGUAUAUAUAGAGGAUAUUACACGGUGGCGCGAAGAUAUGAAUUUUAUUUUCGAGUGACACGAGAAAAUCAAAUUCAUAUCUUCAAGCCGCUGUGUAAUGUUCCUUUUAUUAUAUAAACAAAAAGACAUCGAUAAAAUAAUAGAGGGAAAUGACCGAAAUUACGUCAUCGAUAAACUCACGUGUGAGAUUAUGGUAAAUAAACCACGCGGGUCCUGGAUGUAGUUUUUAUAAAUUUUAUGAGUGGUGUAUUUUCCAGUAAAACACUCGUGUCUACAUAAUAGAUAUAUUUAUUUUCUUGUAAAGCGCUUUAGAAUAUUUUAAUAGUUAAAGUGCUAUAUUAAAUGUAAUAAAUUAUUAUAAUUAUUAUUAUUACAACCAGAGGUCUUACAACCAGGGGUUCUUAAAACUGGGAGUCUUACAACCAGGAGUUCUCAGAACCUGGGUCUUACAUCUAGGGGCUCUUACAAGCAGGGGUUUUAUAAUGAGGGGUUCUUAGAACCAGGGUUGUUAUAACUAGGGGUUGUUCCAACCAGGGGUCUUACAAUCAGAGGUUCUUACAACCAGAAGUCUUACAUCCAGGGGUUCUUACAGCCAAGGCUCUUACAAGCAGGGGUCUUACAUCCAGGCAUUCUUACAGCCAGGGGUUCUUGCAACUAGGGGUCUUACAAGCAGGGCUUCUUACAUCCAGGGGUCGUACAACCAGGGGCUCCUACAACCAAAGCUCUUACAACCAGGGGUCUUAGAUUCAGGGGUCUUAAAACCAGGGGUUCUUGCAGGUAGUGGUCUUACAACCAGGAGUCUUACAACCAGGGAUUCUUACAACCAGAGGUCUUACAACCAGGGGUUUUUACAACGGUCGGUCUUACAACCAGGGAUUCUUACAACUUGAGGUCUUACCACCAGGAGUUCUUACAACCAGAUGUUCUUACAACCAGGGGUAUUACAUCCAGGGGUUUUAUAAUCAGGGGUAUUUAGAACGAGUGGUUCUUAGAACCAGGGGUUUUACCAGCAGGGGUUCUUACGACCGGGGGUCUUAAAACCAGGGGUUCUUAUAACCAGGGGUUCUUCCAACCAGGGGUCUUACAAUCUCGGGUUUUUACAACCAGGGGUCUUACAACCAGGGGUUCUUACAACCGGGGUCUUACAACUAGGGGUUCUUACAACCAGGGGUCUUACAAUCAGACGUUGUUACAACCAGGGGUUUUACAAUUAGGGGUUCUGACAAUAAUCUGCUCUUACAACAAGGGUUUCUUAGAACUAGGAGUCUUAGUACCAGGGGUUCUUACAACCAGGGGGUCUUACAACAAUCGGUUCUUACAACAGGGGUUCUUAGGACAUGUGGACUGACAACCAAGGGUUCUUACAACCGGGGGUCUUACAUCCAGGGGUUCCUACAACUAGGGGUUCUCACAACGAAGGGUCUUACAUCCAGGGUUUCUUACAACCAGGGGUCUUACAAUCAGGGGUCCCACAAUCAGAGGUUCUUACAAUUAGGGUCUUACAAUUAGGGGUUCUUACAAUAAGCUACUCUUACAAUUGUUUCUUAGAACCAGGGGUCUUACAACCAGGGGGUCUUACGACAAUCAGUUCUUACAAGAGUUGUUCUUAGGACAAGGGGUCUUACAACCAAGGGUUCUUACAGCCGCAGGUCUUACAUCCAGGGGUUCUUACAAGCAGGGGUCUUACAAGCAGGGGUCCUUGCAACAACUGGUUUUCAUAACAGGGUUCUUACGACACGGAUUCUUCCAAGGAGUCUUCUUACAACCGGGGGUCUUACAUCCAGUGGUUCUUACAACCAGGGGUUACAACCAGGGGUCUUAUAAUCAGGGGUUCCUAGAUCCACUGGUCUUAGAAGGAGAGGUUCUUACAACUAGAGGUCUUACAUCCAGGGUUUCUUACAACUGGUGGUUCUUCCAAGCAGAGGUCUUACAAUCAAAGUUUCUUUCAACCAGGGAUCUUAAAAGAAGGGGUUGUUACGACUUGGGGUUUGACAACAAGGGCUUCUUACAAGCAGGAGUUCUUACAACUGGGGUCUUAAAACAAGUGGUUCUUACAACCAAGAGUUCUUGCAAGCAUGGUUCUUACCACCCAGGGUCUUACAGCAGGGGUCUCGCAAGGAGGGAUUUUUACAAUCAGGGGUUCUUACAACCAGGGAUCUUAAAAGAAGGGGUCCUUACACCCAGGGUUUCUUACAAUCAGGGGUUCUUACAGCAAGGGGUCUUUUCGCCAGGGUUCUUACAACCAGGGGUUUUUACAAGCAGUAGUCUUACAACAAGGGGGUCUGACAAUCAGCGGUUUUUAAAGGAUUUCAGGGGGUUACCAGGGAUCGGUGGGGGAUACAAGGGAUUACAGGGGCUUAUGGGGGGUUACAGCAUCUUACAAGAGGUAACAGGGGGUGACAAGGAGUUUCACGGGCUUACAAGGGGUUACAAGUGGUUACAAGGGGUUGCAAGAGGUUACAAGGGAUGACAAGGGGUUAGAGUGGGUUACAAGAAGAAAUUAGGUAACUAUUCUAGCCACACAAAGCAGAAGCUGAUUUUUUAAAAAAAAGUAAGCAGGAAUUUGUUGUUUACUAUCUAUCGAAAUAAAAAAUGUUACAAACUGUUUGUGGGCAAGAUAUUAACUGGGUAAAUAUUUACACGAUACAGGUAUUUAUAAUUUUAUUAUGUUUGUUGUUUUGAAUUUUUGGCAAAUAACUAAGUGUACUGUAAGUUUUACACUAUUAAUUAUACAUACAAAUUUAAAGAUUAGAGCGCUCUAGCAAAAGGCAAAGAGUGUGUUUGCUUUGAAAUUCAAGAAGGGAUAGUGUUGUUUUCGAAAGAAAAAUUGUUGUAAGGCAUUGCACCACUACACUUAAAACUGUGUUUGAGUAAACUAGUUUUUGGCCUUGGAAGUCCUAGAUGAGUUUUAAGAUUGCUAAGAUGAUAGUUGGUUUUACUAUCGUUAAGUUUUGUAAAAGAGGCUGUCAGAUGGGAGAUGGGGAGGGGAGGAAGACUGAUCUUUGAGGAUUGUGUACACAAGGGUAGCCUUAAUAUGUAUGGGCCUGGUAUGGAGGUUUUCCAUUUUAAUUUUGAAAAACAUGUAUUAAUUUAAUGUCAUUAUGACAUUGUGUCAUGAGGCAUCAAAUAUCAGAGAAUUCUCCUUUUACUACACAAAAAUCUGCAGGUAAUGUACUAUCGAAUUGAAAAAUGUCACAAACUGUUCUGUUUGAGGGUAAUAUAUUAACUGGGUAAAUAUGAACACAAUACAGGUAAUUUUACCAUGUUUGUUGUGAGUUUUUGGAGAAUAAUUAAGUGUACUAUAAGGUUUAUACUAUUAAGUAGACAUACAAAUUUAAAGGUCAGAGCAUUCUAGCAAAAAGGAAAAAGCAUGUUUGCUUUUAAAUUCGGGAAGUGAUUGUGUUUUUUUCACAUGGUAAGAAAGAUUUUUGUAGACCAUUGCAACACUACACAUAAAACUGCAUUUGAGGAAAUUAGUUUUUGGCCUUAGAAGUAGUAGGUCAGUUUUAAGAUGGCUAAGAUUAUAGUUGGUGUUACUAUCGUGGAAUUUUGUAAAGUAGGCACUCAGAUUGAGGGGGGGGGGGAACAUUGAUCCUAUAGGAUUGUGUAUACAAGGGUAGCUUUUCAUGUAGGCGCCUGGUUUCAAGGUUUUCCAUUUCAAUCUUUCAAGAACACCUACCUAUUCAAUAUCAUCAUGACUGGGUGUUUAUUAGGCAUUAACAAUCGGAUAAUUCUCUGUUUAGUACUGAGAAAUCUCCAGCUAAUGUUCGAUAGCCUAUGAUUAUUUUUUCAUUGAGACGUACUGGAGCCUUUUUCAAAUUAUUACCUUGUAAUGUUAAACCUGUUAUUUGAAUUCUUAAUGAAAACCCUGUAUAACGAACUCGUAAUGACUUUACCCAUAGGGUUUUGAAUUUUUUCAAUUUAUCUUUCAGUUGCUUUGCACUAGUAUUACACAAGCAAGAUGGAAUUAACAGUAAUCAAGGUAAGUAACAGACUGUAACAUUAACAUGAGGUUACAGGGGGUUUUAAAGGAUUUCAGGGGGUUACCGGGGAUUUCUGGGGGAUACAUGAGGUUAAAGGGGGUUACAGGGGGUUAAAAGAGGUACCAGAGGGUUACAGGGGGUUACAAGGGGUUACAGAGGCUUACGGGGGGUUACAGGGGGUUACAAGAGGUAACAGGGGGUUGCAACGGGUUACACGGGCUUACAGGAGGUUACAGAGGUUACAAGGGAUGACAAGGGGUUAGAGUAGGUUACAAGAAGAAAUUAGGUAACUAUGCUAGCCACACAGAAGAAAAGCUGAUUUCUUUUUAAAAAGUAGGGAGGAAUUUGUUGUUUACUAUCGAAAUGAAAAAUAUUACAAACUCUUUGAGGGUAAUGUAUUAACUGGGUAAAUAUUGAGACAAUACAGGUCAUCUUACUAUGUUGUUGUGAGUUUUUGAGAAUAAUUAAGUGUACUAUAAGUUUUAAACUGUUAAUAAGCCAUUCAAAUUUAAAGAUCAGGGCAUUGUAGCAAAAAGGAAAGACUAAUUUGGCUUUUAAAUUCAGGGAGUGACUGUGCUUUUUUUUCCUGGUAAGAAAGAUUGUUUCAGAGCAUUGCAACACUACAUUUAAAACUGCGUUUGAGGAAAUUAGUUUUUGGCCUUGGAAGUAGUAGAUAAGUGUCAAGACUACUAAGAUUGUAGUUGGGUUUACUAUCGUUGAGUUUUGUAAAGGAGGCUCUAUGAUGGGGUGCUUAUAUUUUGUCAAUGUAGAGCCCUAUUCAGCUCAGUGUUAUUUCUCCAGAUUAUUGUAAACAAUGUCCUAUAUUGCUGUACUGUAAAUUUUAGCCGUGACAAUUACUCUUUGGCGAAUAAAAAUCUAUUAUUUUAUCGAUGAUUUUUUGUCUAUAUAAUAAAAAGAACAUUACACGGCAGCUUGAAGAUAUGAAUUUUAUUUUCUCGUGGCUGCGCUCGUUCGUAAAAUAUUGUUUUGCCACUGGAAAGUAAAUUUCAUAUCUUCGUGCCACCGUGUAAUAUCCCCUAUUUAUUUAGUUAGGCGUCUUGCGUGAUGUUGCAGGACGAGCAUACGUGCCUCGUGUUCACGUUAAAUUUUGAAUUGGGCGCCAUUUUGAACUGUUUGUUCUUCGCUGUCGGUUCGCCUUCUAUUUUGGUCGUGCAGGGACGUCUUUUUGUGAAGAUGAGAAAGGAGAGUGUGAUAGAUUGCGGAGAUAGACUGCAGGGAGGAAUAAUAGUGCGUAGACCUAGUUAAACGAAACGCCAAAUCCCAUGGAAGCGGUGACGAAGGAAUUCAACAUCAGUGUACGUUGGGGACUGGAAAUAUGCACAACUGACUGUUUCAACAACCAUCACCUGCAACCAUUGAGAGGAGAGAACGCCUAACUGUGGAUCCUUGUUGUUUCGUAAGUACAUUUUUAAUGUGGAUACUGAAUCUUGUUUAAAUACGUAGAAACAUAUUAAUUAUUUAAGUCUAUGUAAUGGCUUUGGGAGCAUUUCAUGGAUGUCGAUCGUAAAAAUCGUUUCACGUGAGCUUUCACAAGCGACCAUAAGCUCAUAUGCUUCAUUCGACAGCGAGUUUCUUCCUACAGUUCUGACCCUUGUAUGUUACCUGUAGUUUCCGUGAUAACAUAUAGAGCACGUUUUUGUCUGAUUUCUUUUGCAAUAAAGACAUAGUUGCUACUUCACUGAAAAAGAAUUUUGCUGUAAAUAAAUGGCGAACAUGAUAGCUCUAAAAUUUGGAAUCUUGAAUCAGGAAACGGAGUCACGGAACGGAACACGGAAUCAAAUAUCAAUGAUAGAAAAAUAUUAUAUAAAAAUUCCUUGACGCUUAAAUGUACAAAACGAGGAUAACAGCUUUAUUUAAUGGCAAAGCAACCUUCACUGACACAAGUAAGAUAAGCAUCUUUGGGUGGGAAGUCGCAAUUCUAUUUAUCCAUCUUUGAGUGGACAAGGUAGUGCUUGUGUCAAUGAUGCUACAAAUGAUGCAACUGUCACCAGGAGAUACAUGUAAACAAGAUUAUUCAGAAAUUGAUUUUCCUUACACUUCAAUUAAUUUUGUCAUUAAUCUUCGAACACAAGGAUAACAGCUUUAUUCCAUGACAAAGCAACCUUCAUUGACACAGCUUUGAGUGGGAAGUCGCAAUUCUGUUUAUCCAUCUUUGAGUAGACAAAGUAGUGCUUGUGUCAGUGUUGUACGAAAAUGUUGCAACAGUCACCAGGAGAUAAAUGUAAACAAGAAGAUGAUUCAGAAAUAUAAUUUCCUUACACUUUAAUUUGUCGUUUAGCUUUGAACACGAGGAUAACAGGUUUAUUCAAUGGCAAUUAAGCAACCUUCACUGACACAGCUAAGACGCCCAUCUUUGAGUCGGAAGUUCCAAUUCUAUUUAUCCAUCUUUGAGUGGAAAAAGUAGUGCUUAUGUCAAUAAUACUUCAAAUGUUGCAACAAUCACCAGGAGAUACAUGUAAACAAGAAGAUUAUUCACAAAUAUAAUUUCCUUACAGUUUAAUUUGUCGUUUAGCUUCGAACACAAGGAUAACAGCUUUAUUCAAUGACAAUUAAGCAACCUUCACUGACACAGCUAAGACACCCGUCUUUGAGUGGGAAGUCGCAAUUCUAUUUAUUCAUCUUUGAGUGGACAAAGUAGUGCUUGUGUCAAUGAUACUUCCCAUGUGCAACAGUCACCAGGAGAUAAACAAGAUUAUUCAGGAAUAUAAUUUCCAUACACUUUAAUUUUUGGUAUUGUGCUUCAAACACUUGGAUAAGAGCUUUAUUCAACGACAAAAGCAAUCUUCCUUAAAAUGAAAUAUUUGUCGUUGUCAUGCACUACCUGAAAACGGCCUUAUUUUAAGCUCUCUAGUUUUUUUCAGAACCAGGCUGUUACAAUAUACAUGUAAUAUUAUUUGAUAUAAAUAUUUAAAAAUAUUUGUCAUGUUUGUUUGUCUUUAUUUGUUUGAAGUAUGAAGAUGAGGAGAACAAAAACUUUGAGGAUAUUUUGGUUAGUGAAGUCAGGGGGAAGUUUGGGAAAAAGAAAUGGCCCAAAGCAGAGACAAAAGGUAAGUUGUGCAGUUUUGUAAGUUCUUUGAAUCUGGUAGUUUCUAGGUGUUGCAGACAGGUGCAAUCAUCUAACAUAAUAGAAAACAUAGUAUAAGUUAUCCACUUAGUGACGUAUUUAGCCUGUCCUGGAACAGGACUGCGCUUUGGCAGUGCCAGGUGGCCCCUAGCACAUUACUGUUGCUCUUGGGUGACAAGGAAGUCUUAGUUUGCUCAAACACAUUCAUCCAGGGUACCCUGGAUUUUUCAGGUUAAAGGGACAGUUUCACGGUUCACCACAUGCCCAUUAAUCAAAAUGCUAUUUUCUGCCAGGAAAUGCUGUAUCACGAAUGAAAGCAAUAUGAUCAUUUGGCAAUGUUGUUAAAGAACCAAUCUGCACACUCCCCUGGCAGUCACUUGAUCAACUUAGGUGCAAAUAGCUGUAAAUUAAUCAUCCAUGGAAUAAAACCCUUGGGUAAACUAUAAAUUCAACGUUGGUAGUGUUGGCAUAAUCCACUAAUUUUUCUGCGUUUUUAAUACUCCUUCAUCCUACUUCAGGUUACUCUGAAAUACACUUCUACUUUGAAAUACUCUGAGAUCGCUGAGAUACAUGUGAGUGGGAUUAUUAACCUACAGAAUUAAUAAUAAAUUGGAAAAACAUAAUUUAAUUAAUAAGCACAUGCUGAACCGUGAACCUGUCCCUUUUAAGGACACUAGGCUCUUUCAUUUUUUAAGAACGCAACACAUGGUUUGCAUGUGUGUGUUAUGCAUACAUAAUUUACGAUUAUUAUAGAAUGCAUGAGUGCCAUACCCUCUACCCCCUGUUACAUUGUUAAUGUUAACAGUGUCCUUCCCUUUAUAUGCGAGGUUUGAUUGUAGUGUAAAUUGCUCAGAGUAGAGAGCAAGAACCAAAUCUAAAGAUUCAAAAUAGUCAGGAUGACUUUUUUGCCAGACAAAACUGUUGUUGAAGAAAAAAGUAAAAGUUAAUGUUUUUCAAAGUAGUCGUCCCAUUGUGACUAAGUAAGUUUUUUUUUUGGUUUUCAGAAAUUGACGUAUCGCAUAGACAUGUUGGACAAGGCACAACUUUCUCCUGAUGACAAAGCCAAAGUAAAGACUUAAUGAAACCUACAUGCAUGUCAAAGAGGCAAAAAAGAACAACUGCGAAAAUAACCAGAGAGGCUGAUAAAUACUUAUCAGACAGACCGGUAGCAAAAAACUGCCCCUCAUGCGCAGGACCCCAAUAAUACCAAAGUAACAAAUUCCUACAGUGAUCGGCACUAUGGCAGCUGGAAGUAAAAAGCCCAAAAAUGAUGCAGUGCACUUGCUUAAAAAUGAGCUGCAGCCCAAUCACUAAACAUGUGAUGGCAUAGUGGCUUCUACAUGAAUAAAAUUCUACUUUUUCCCUACAUUGUAUUUUUCACUGGUUUAAAACCUGUCAUAUUGUUUUUCACUUUAUCAAGAAAGUAUUUGACUUUGUUCUCCAGUUCAGCCUUCCCUGUGUUUUACUAACAAUGAAACCAUAUGAGCGAGAAACCCUGUAGUCACUUUUUGUGUCACUUGCAUAAAGUUGAAAUUCGAUAGGCCACAGUGACAUAUUCUCUUCAG
Messenger RNA from Porites lobata, 36975 nucleotides. Lineage: Eukaryota; Metazoa; Cnidaria; Anthozoa; Scleractinia; Poritidae. The record is from the annotation of a GenBank genome assembly.